AUGGCUGUGCAUAUAUCUCAGACUAACGUCAGCAAUACAGCCAAGCUCCAGCUGUCUCCUGAAAGUGAAAGAGUACUAAUUCUGUUGAGUUUUGGCAAUGUUCAGUUGACAUUGCAAGACAUGAAGACCAUCCCCGAAGCAUUCAAAGGCAAGAAGAAAGGAAAGGUUUUCCUCACACAACAGAGGGUGAUAUUCAUACCAAGCGAUCAGUCCAAAUCAAUGAAGUCUUUCUCAAUGCCUUUCAAUUACAUGGAAAGUUGUACUGUCGAACAGGGCUUCUUGGUAUCCAAUUACAUCAAGGGUAAAAUUCAUGCUCAGCCUGGGGGUGGCUGGGAAGGAACAGCAACUUUCAAACUGUCAUUCAAUUCAGGAGGAGCCAUUGACUUUGGAAAGGCAAUGAUAGAAGUUGCCUCUCAUGGUGGUUACUAUACACCAGUGCCUCCUAUGUAUGCUCCUUAUGGAUCUCCACCUCCAGCGUAUUUUGGAAUGCACCAGCCUCCGAAUUAUGCUCCAGCUGGAACAUCAGGCUACACACAGCCCCCUAUGAUGCCUCCAGUUGGAAUACCAGGGAAAGGGGCAGCCAAACCAUAA
Hemiscyllium ocellatum (epaulette shark) is the source of this 591-nucleotide messenger RNA. Its product is annotated as WW domain-binding protein 2-like. Gene Ontology annotation, cellular component: nucleus. Gene Ontology annotation, biological process: positive regulation of DNA-templated transcription. The record is from RefSeq and is a predicted model, not a curated record. NCBI's taxonomy places the organism in Eukaryota, Metazoa, Chordata, Chondrichthyes, Orectolobiformes, Hemiscylliidae. Gene Ontology annotation, molecular function: transcription coactivator activity; chromatin DNA binding. The coding region runs from base 1 to 591 and encodes 196 amino acids. The transcript has 7 exons.